AUGGACGCGGAUGCCCCCGUGGCAGCGCAGAUAUCGCAAGCGGACAUCAUCGAGCGCCAAGCGGAGUCCAUUGCACGGCUCAAGCGACAAGUGAAGAAGGCCGUCGAGUACAAGCAGCUGACCAAGUCCAAACUGAAAGAGGCAGCGGCCAGGCUGAAGGAGUAUCGUGAGCAUGUUGAAACGUUGCGCGAAGAGGGUGAAACGCUAAAAAAACGGCUAAAUGACGAAAAAAGCAGUCAUGAAAACAGCAAAAGGUUGCACCAAAACGCGUUGAAACAGGCAGUAAAAGCGGUAAAACAAAAAGUGCAUGCAGCGACGCAGACACAAGAGCUGGAAUACGUGACGCAGGCGAGUCAGACACGAUUGAGUGGACAUGUGGACCAGAUUUGCAAGAGCAGUACAGUGGACAGUGAAGUUCAGACGGACGCCGUGCCGGUCGAUACGUUAACGUCUAGAAAACGCACUCGGGGACACGCAGUUUUUGGCGCGGUACACGAUGAAGUGGAUCAAUUGGUGCCAAGACUUUCGAGACCUUUUCCAGAAAAGGCACAUCACGAUGUCUCUACAACUGAGCCAAUGCUCGCGCUGACGGCUGUGAAUGGUGCAACAAAUUUGACGGAAACAAGUGCAGCACUCGAUGCUGAAUUGGCGCUUAGUGACUCGGAGGACGAUAGCGAUGAGGCUUUAGCCUUUGAGAUUGAAAACCGACAAGAGGAUGCAGCAGCACAAGACUCGGUGUUGGAUUUAUCAGUACUGGACGAGAUUGACAUGGCACUGGAGAUGAUAACCGACGAGGACAGGGAAGGGUGUGGAGCGACUUUGGAGGAGAAACGUAGUACAAAGCCGCUGCUAGGAAGCGUCGAUCCGGCACUGUUGCAUGAAAUUGACAAGGAGUUGGGAUCGAGCAGCGAUGACGACGACAAAGGGUGCGUAAUAGAUCCAGUGACAACAGGCGAGUUGGCAGAAAAUGCAAAUAGCACGCUAAACAGUGGGGUAGCAUGUCUUGCUACUGGAAAGCAAGCACAUGUGUCUGCAGACGUUAAUGCUUUGAUCGCCGACGCUAUCGAUAAGGAAUUGGCAACAAGCAGCGAUGAAGAAGACAGUGUGGAAGAAGAUAGCCUCUUGGCAAGAUCUGAUUUGAGUGCUAAACCUGUCGAGCGACCCAAUGUAAUCUCAAGCAACAUUUAUCAGAACAAAGAAACGCUAAGGUCUAUCGACGAGGAAUUAGAUGAUGAGUUUGCAGCUUUGGACGCGGACUCGGAUAAGGAUAGCCACGAACAGUCCAAAGGCUCUUCUUCUUCUAGUGGUUCAAGCAGCAAUGGCGACUCGAGCGGCAGCAGUAGCAGUGAAUCUGGUGGCGAUGGAGGUGACCCCAUAACUAGCACUGGGCACAACGCUGCUGAAUGUAAAUUUCCUGAUUUAGUGGAAAAGAAAGAGGUGGAAACGAAAGUGCAGCGAGUAAAAUAUGACGGCAAGUUAGAGGCACAUUUAUCUCUUCCAGUCGAUAAAGGUGCAGUGGAUGUAGCAAGACCGGUGGGAACAGAAGGUGCUAGCUUAUUGGAGGACUUGAAUUCGACGACGAUUGUAAUGGAAUUGCCGGCAAGAGCCCUUGAUCCUUUGCAGCUGGGCAGUAGUGUGGAACUCGGUGAAGUCGGGAUAAAACUUGGCAGUUCUGAGGCUUAUCAACCAGGCCUUGAGCAGAAAAAUGACAAAGACUCCAUUCCGUCAAGUGGGGCUAUCACCGACGGCGAGAAAAAUAACAAUGUCUCCAUUCCGUCAAGUGGGGCUAUCACCGACGGUGGGGAUGCUAACGCUGCAGUCGCUGACACUCAGGUUUUUAAAGGUCAGAAUGCGUUGAAGCGACCAACGCCUUUGGCGCCCAACACCAGUACAGAUGGAAUGACAGAACUCGAGGCAGGUUCCAUUUCGAUCUCCGAGCCAAUAUCAGACCUCGUCCCGGUUGAGAUCCUCUCCGCGUCAACAGAUUCCGGUGGACAGGCUGCUGAAACUCAAAUUACCGAUAACGAGCCUCCUAAAGUAUCCUCCGUCAUUGAAUGCAGCGCUAUCCGGAAAGUACGGAAGGUGGAUGAAGCGAAUUUGGAGAGCAUCCAGGGCACCUCGCAAAAGAAAACUAAGCUGGACAAUACUCACCAACAGGCAAAACGGGAAUCAGGAGAAGCACUUGUAUCGUCAACGCAAAUAUUGACGGGUGAUGGGAUGUCAAAAAUAGAGAGCGCUGAUACAGAUGAGGUCAAGGACGAUCAACUGGCGAGAAAGAAAUCUUUGUUGUACCUUGAGCGGGCCGUUCAAUUGGAUGAAGGCAAAGAACCUGACUACGAGUUUACUCGACGAACUAUCUAUAUUUUGGUAAAGCAGUGCUCCGGAUUUGUGAAUACGUGUCCUGAUCAUGUGAUAAGCCUGUGUCUAGUUCUGACCAGGGCAUAUCGUAAGUUGGGGAUCUCUCCAAUGCUCGUGGUGCGUGCAUCCCUCAGUGUCUUUCGAACACCACGGUCUCGUCGUUUAAUGCAGGAACGGAAACUGAGUCUAAGCUGGCUUUGCAAUCAAGUAGUGCUACAGGUUAUGUGCAACAAUGCCGAAGAUCUAAGGCAAGAUGGAUCCAUUGCUCCAGAGUCGUUGAGCUUGUCGCUCAUCAACGAGUGCUUGUUCUAUCUUCGAAAUUUACUGGUCGAGGAGCGAACAAGUGUUGGUCAGUUUCUGUCGGAUAGUAGCGCGCAAGUACGGGUUGCUGCACGGCCGAUCAAAGUAAGCCACGAAAAGGUAUUUCUGGCACAUAUCUGUGCCCUCCACACGCACCUUUGCCGUUCAAGUGGACAACUGGUUGCUUCGCGUGUGCUGCUCUUUGAUCUGGUGCGUGACAACCCAAACAUUAGAGGGUUGUACUUUGCGAUGGUAACAGUAGAGAUCUAUCCUGCGGUUCUGGAGCGUAAGUUCGAUCAACACUGCGUCGAGCGUCAACUGAUACUGAGGGAGACGUUGCAGCAAGCUUUGGUCUAUAUAUCGGGCGUCGCCGCCGCAAAGCAGGAGCUUUUAUUGUAUCAGCCAAGUACGACAAUGCUUCAUACCAUCGCUGAUGCUAUCCAGAUGCCUGAGAUAGAAGAAGUUGAUGGCAGCGAUCCUAAUCUAUCGAGGACCUCUGUGGAAAAUCUGUUUGACAAGGUCUCAGCUCUCUGUGGAGCAUCGCAAUCUCGAUUACCGGACGAUAAAGUGCAAAGCUAUGUGGCAGCUGAUUAUUUCGCACUCGCAAAGAGCAUUGAGCUAUGCGCGGCGGUCUACGGCCUUGACCUCGUCACAGAAAUCUUCAGCGUCGAUCGGUGUCAAGCACUUUUCAACGAAACGUGCGUCAGGAACAAGAUCGGUAUCAUGUCUAUCGUUGGCCAUGUAGCCAUGAGCUUCACUUCGAAGUUGUGCAACACGCAGACUUCAAGUGCUGGAAUACAGCAGUACGUCGAGAAUGUCGUUCAGUGGAUGUACCACGUUUUGUCGACUGACGAAGUAUCUUCACCGGAUGAUCGCUUUGAGUUGAUGCUCGGGUGCGCAGCAGUGUGUAUUGACUUGAUUUUGGGGUACCCAGCGCCCGCUGGUUCAGAAUCUCGACGGCGAGUGUUGUGUGCGGUGGUCCAUUGGUUCGACACAAUACCGCCAGAACAGUCGAUAGGCUUACCAGCUACCUUUUUAAGGCGACUACGCCUUGCAGUGGUCGCUGCCCGGCCGCAUAUAACGGCGAAAUAA
Molecule: messenger RNA, 3750 nt
Organism: Peronospora matthiolae
Lineage: Eukaryota; Oomycota; Peronosporomycetes; Peronosporales; Peronosporaceae
Source: the annotation of a GenBank genome assembly